GAAGUGACGCGCUCUCAGCGACAACGUAUUUCCGGUCCCCAGUGCCGACUCGGUCGCAGAGGGACAGACUUCUCUGGUUCGCUAACUCGGCUGCCCUGGAGGAUUCAUGCGCGUUUGAUAAGGUAACUUUGAUGAAAUCAUGACCAGGUGGGCACGAGUUACUACCACACGUAGCAAGAGACCUUUGGCUGCAACAUCAUGGGAGGACAUGAAGAAGGGGUCCCUUGAGGGAGAAGACCAAAACCUACCAAAGAGUAGACAACUUGAAGCCAAUAGGCUCUCUGCUAAAAAUGAUACGCCUCAAGCAAAACACAAAAAGAACAAAAAGAAAAAGGAGUACUUAAAUGAAGAUGUAAAUGGAUUCCUGGAAUACUUAAGGCAAAACCCACAGAUGGUUCAUAAUGGAGAGAGGAUAGCAACAGACAGUCAGGAGGUAAGGGAAGAAAUUGCAGUUGCUUUAAAGAAAGAUAGUCGCCGGGAAGGAAGAAGACUAAAAAGACAAGCAGCAAAGAAAAAUGCAAUGGUAUGUUUCCAUUGUAGAAAACCUGGCCAUGGAAUUGCAGAUUGCCCAGCCGCCCUUGAGAAUCAAGAUAUGGGCACUGGAAUAUGUUACCGGUGUGGGUCCACAGAGCAUGAAAUAACCAAGUGCAAAGCCAAAGUAGACCCAGCUCUUGGUGAAUUUCCUUUCGCAAAAUGUUUUGUUUGUGGGGAAAUGGGACAUCUGUCCAGAUCUUGUCCUGAUAAUCCCAAAGGACUUUAUGCUGAUGGUGGUUGCUGCAGACUUUGUGGCUCUGUGGGACAUUUUAAGAAAGAUUGCCCUGAGAGUCAGAAUUCAGAUCGAAUGGUCACAGUUGGUCGCUGGGCAAUGGGAAUGAGUGCAGACUAUGAAGAAAUUUUGGAUGUGCCUGAACCACAGAAACCCAAAACAAAGAUACCUAAAGUUGUUAAUUUUUGAUAAUGAUUAGUACUAUCAUUAGUUACCACCUCAUUGUGAGCUACUCUGAACUGGGCCUACCUCACAUACUGGAGCUGAGCUCCCUUGGAGACCUGUGUUGUAGACAUCAGUAUGAUGUGCAUAUGGUCAGAUAGUUUCCUGAGUGCUGUCCAUUAAAGAGUGCCUCUAUCACUGGAGAAAAUCAUUGAAGAAAAGUAUAAGAUUUUUAAAUUGGAUUCUCUAAAAGAAUAUUUUUAACAGGUAGAACUUAGGUAUAACCAAGUGGUUACAUACUUGAUUGUAACAAUCAUCUUUUUCUUAAAAACUAUGCAUUAAUGUGAACCACCCUUAAAGUAUAACUUUUGCGUUUAGAAAUGAAGUUUGGUUAUAUUGUUUUCUUGGUUCAAAAUAUCAAUUUAUUAUUAUAUUAGGAAUUUAUAAGUUGCCACAAUACUGUAUUUUUAAAAUAUUUAAUUCAAAAAUCAUUUGCUAUGUACUUAUUUUUCUGAAUACCUCAUUCUGGAUUGAACUAGCCAUUGUCUGUGUAUGUCCAGGUAAUCCCUUUGGGAACACAAUCAUUUUAUGAAUUCUAGAUGAGAUUAAUUUUGGUUAAUUUUUGUUUUAGUUUUGACAUAAAGAAGCACAAAUUAUUGAGGUAACAUAGAAGAAUACGUUAACAACAGCUCCUUCUUUGUCCUGGAUUUUCAAGAGUGAAAUUCUAGCCAAAAUUAUUUUGGGGUAUUUAACCAGAAUGAUGUUACUUAACAGAUUGUAUAUCACACUUAAUAGCAUUUUGUUCAUGUGUUUUAGAUGAGUCUGGGUGAGAUGCAGGUAUCACCAUAAUAGAGUUAGAAUGCUAAUCAGAGACCCAUUAGCUUCUUUGUUGGAUUUUAUGAAUACAUGCAUACUUAAUACAUGUAUUUCACAAGGCUAGGGCUCAUAUUGUAAUGGAAUGACUCUAGUGGAUUGUGUGUUUCAUUUGGAAUUUUACCUGAUUGGAUACAUUUGUAACUAAAGGAAACAGCUGUGAUUAGUUACUGUAGCUUCAAAAGCAAAAUAUUUACCAAAUAAGAAACACUUUUCUCUCUCUGCAAAGCUCAACAGUUCUAGUCUUAAUAGGAGCUGUUGUUUUAUUUUUGGUGUGAGAGGUAAACAUGAUAGAAUACAACUCAGCAUCCCAGAAUGUAAGGAAAGGAGUGUCAUUUAAAAGAAAUCACACAAGUCAUGUAGCUGGAAAAGGAUAGCAAUGCUGCCUUAGUCAUUUAGCCCAAACACACUCAGAUUUAUUUCACCUAUCCUAUCAGGUGUCAAGGACUCUGGCCAGUCAAAACCUGUCUCCAGUGAGGAAGGCAAGCAUUAAAUAUUUCCCAAGUACCUGCUAUAUUCCUGGUACUCUCUUAGGCACUAGGGAUUGUGACAGUGAUGAAGACAAGGUCACAUGCUUUCUAAUGAGGCUUUAGGAUGGAGAGGAGACUUGGGGAGAGAUGCAUAUCAGAAAUAUCAGUAUAUCAGAAAAAUAUCAGAUAUUUUAUUACACUUUAAAAAUAUUCUACUGAAUCGCCUAAGACUUGGUCAUUAAUCACUCUUCCUUCAGUCCUUUGGAAAUGUCACCUCUUACAAGCUUAUCAUUCACUUUUCUGUGGCUGACUCCUAAAUCCGUCUGGCCCUAAUAUCCUCAAUUACAGUUCCUACUUGGAUGUUCCACCAAUACCUCAAGUCAUUACUGCAGUAAUUUUCAAAACAAUAUAAAUUCAAAGACCUACGACAGGCAGAGGUUGGAAGUGUCUCAAUUGUAGGAGAGGUGUGAAAUUUUACCAUACAAAAUUUUAGUUAACUCCAUUAUAGCUAAUUUUUUUGCUUUUUAAAAUCUAAAAAUAUUCUAAAAAAUUUUUCUGCUUCUGAAAUGUACAGGCAUUUAAAUCUACAUAUUCACCCUUAAUGUAUGUAAGUGUUAAUUCAUAAAAUUGGAGCACAGUCCAAAGUUUAUGUAAAUGAAAACCUGCUGACACGGAAUAAAACUAAUUAACAACCAGA
This is a messenger RNA of Leopardus geoffroyi (Geoffroy's cat), 2968 nucleotides long. RefSeq names its product zinc finger CCHC-type containing 9 (gene ZCCHC9). Bases 140 to 955 code for a protein of 271 amino acids. NCBI's taxonomy places the organism in Eukaryota, Metazoa, Chordata, Mammalia, Carnivora, Felidae. Gene Ontology annotation, molecular function: nucleic acid binding; zinc ion binding. The transcript has 6 exons. The record is from RefSeq and is a predicted model, not a curated record.